AUGGUCGGCUCAUCCUUGGAAGAUGUCUCGGCCUCAAGGAGAGAGGCGAGCGAAAAGUUGUCGAGUUCUGUUGCAGCCCUGGCAACCAAGGAAGGCAUUGAAGCUUUAGCCGAUGCUAUCGCGACAGCAUUCUCGGACGCAUGGCUUGCCCAUUUGACCGAGUCCAAACCUACCAAGCGCUCCAAGUCCUGGUGGACGGACGAGUGCUCGGAGACAUUCGGAGUAUAUCAGUUGAGCCGCUCGCUCGCUGAUUAUAACAAGUUUAAGAAGGCGUGUAAGGACGCCAAACGUAAUUUCUUUGAUGAACGUAGCGCAGAAAUCGCUACUUCUCGCAAGCGCCCAUGGGACCUGAUGGAAUGGGUCAAACAGCGCAAGCUACCACCCUGUGAGGCUAUUCGCGAUGGCAACCAGCCUUGCCACAAUAUGGACGACCUAUGGGACACCCUUCACAGCAUGUACAAUUUGGCCUCUGGUCGCGAGUACGACGCCUCAGUCUUAGAUGAGCUUCCUGACGAGCCGGUCCGUGAGUGGGCUGACUUCUCAGAGCAUGAGUUGUUGAGUGCCCUUAAGGGGUGCUCCAACUCCUCUGCACCAGGACCGGACCAUGUUACGUGGGUCCACCUAAAGGAGUUGCUCAAGGAUAAACAUGUCCUUGCGCUCUUCAUCGUGUUGGCCAAUGCUUGCCUCCGGGGGGGCCAUUGGCCUUGUAUAUUCAAGGAGCUGAUCGUACUCCUUAUCACUUUCAGUAAACUUAUCGAAAAGAUGAUCAAUAGGAUACAGUUUGAUGCUGUCAAGCAUGAUAUCUUCCAUCCCAACCAACUUGGCAGCAUCCGCCAGAGGUCAACUGAGGAUGCUGGAUUGAUUCUGACUCAUCUCAUGCGAGCAGGGUGGGUUAAGGGUCUCCAGACUAGCGCGCUGGCUUUUGACAUCACGCAGUUCUUCCCUUCUAUCAACCAUGAGAUGUUCAUGGCUGUACUUCGCAAGCAAGGGUUCUCACCGGUUCUGGUGGAGUUCUUUACCUUCCAAUCCGACUCGCGGUCUGCGGAUGUGGGUGUCAGGCAGGGCUCUGCUCUCUCGCCUGUUAUCUCUGGGCUGUUCAUUGCUCCGGUAAUGAAGCUCUUCUACAUCAAGGCGGCGCCGCUCAAUAUGACGCUGCUUUCUCUUGUGGAUGAUGGGACCAUUCUGGCCCAGUCCAAACAACUUGAUGAUAAUAAUGUGGGCCUGCGUAAGGCCUACAAAAUUAUCUACCUGCUCUUUGUUGCUUUCGUGCUCGUUCUUGAACAGGACAAGACCGAGUUGUUCCACUUUUCGUGUCGACGAGACACUUACAAUCCCUCGCUGCAUUUGGGGUACGCCCCGCAUACCGGCACUACUCCUUUGAAGCCCAAGACCUAUUGGAGGUACUUGGGCUUCUACUUUGACCGUGGGCUCACGUUUCAUGAGCACGUUCGCUACUACACCACCAAGGCGUUUACCACCGUGCAGGCCAUGCGCAUGCUCGGGAACUCUACUAGAGGGCUCUCGCCUAAACAGAGCCGCCUCUUAUAUAGGUCGUGUGUGGUUCCCAUUGCGACAUAUGGCUAUCGUCUAUGGUAUUUUGAUGGCGCCCGCAAUAAGGGCGCAAUGAACCAGUUAAAACGGAUGCAGCGAAAAGCUGCUCUAUGGAUCACAGGUGCUUUCCGCACCUCCCCCACUGGCGGUCUUGAGGCUCCAGCGGAUCUCAUUCCUGUCCACCUUAUGCUGAAGAAGCUGGCAACAUGUGCAGUGUAUCGCGUCGCCACCCUCUCGGACACCCACCCUCUUUGCUCCAUGAUGGGUGAGGGACUCCUCAAGCGAGCUGCACCACAUGCUCGCUCAGCCGCCUUGAUGACCCCAGCCAUGCGAGGGAAAGUCAAGAGCACUGUCAUGGAGGUGGACGAGCGCGUCCACACCUUAACUGAGAGCUUUGAGCCCUUUGCGCCCAAAGCUCGCCCAGGCGAUCAGUUACUGGACCGCUAUGCAGACCGUCUCCAUUUUGACGAGCGCGAUCAUGCCCAGGAUAGGCGCCCGUACCUUGACGAGCUCAUUGUGAAAGCGAGGGCCGACCCACUAACAGUACUGGCUGCAACUGAUGGCUCUGUCCCUCAGUCCAACCAGUAUCAGGCGACUUCGGCUGCCAUAAUCUACAAGGGACAUCGCGAGCUCGAAAGGACUUGUUAUGUCUCUGGCAGGGUUACCGCCCCAGAUGCGGAACUCAAUGCCAUCUUGUGUGCAGUGCGCCUGGCUGUUAAGCAGGCAAACUGCCAACAUAUUAUGGUCUUUACUGACUCCAUGGGCUCGGCCCAUAGAGCGAUCGACCCUGGCGUGCACUCUGGUCAGGCUUUUAGCUUGUCAGUUUGUCGCGCUCUCCAAGAGUGGUUUGAGGCGGAUGAUCUCCGCCGCGUUACCUUCGUCUACGUCCCAUCCGCUUUGUGGUGGGACAUCCAUGGUGAGGCACACAAGUACGUCACCGAACUUAAAGUCAGGGUUGGACGUUGCAAGACGGACAACUCUAUAGACGCGCUUCGCUCCUGGGCAGCGCACUCAGUCCUGGAUUCGUGGAACUCCACUUUCCAGGAUCCAACCUACCGAGGCUCUGAAUUCUUAGAGCUUCAACAGCCUGAUGGGCAGCCGCUACAGCCAUUGUACCUCAAUGGGGGACCUUGGCUUUCAACCAUCGGACACAGUAUCACUGAGUUCACCUGUGUUUGCCGGUGUAUAACUGGCCACAUGCCCAUUGGAGCGUAUUAUCGUCGCUUCAAGAUCAAUGAGCCUCACGGCUGCACUUGCGGGGCUGCUUUGCAGUCUCGCCAGCAUAUUCUCUUUCGCUGUCGCGAUUGCUACUCUGUGCAUUACCCCCGCUUUCUUGGGGAUAUUGCAUCUUUUUUGAAGUACAACCCUACGGCGUUUGGCUUCAACCGGGACCUGUCACAUAAUCGCUGGGUCGGAGACCUGCGCCCACCGCUAUUCUUUUGCGCUCGCGGUCCGCUAGUAUAG
Messenger RNA from Cyclocybe aegerita, 3015 nucleotides. Lineage: Eukaryota; Fungi; Basidiomycota; Agaricomycetes; Agaricales; Hemipholiotaceae. The record is from the annotation of a GenBank genome assembly.